AUGGCGGAGGAGGCGGCGGUGGCGGUGUGCGUGCGGGUGCGGCCGCUCAACAGCAGAGAAGAACUUGGAGAGGACGCCCAUGUUUACUGGAAAACUGACAGUAAUACUAUUUACCAGAGUGAUGGGGGGAAAUCCUUCAAUUUUGAUCGUGUCUUUCAUAGUAAUGAAUCCACUAAAAAUGUGUACGAAGAAAUCGCCGUACCGAUCAUCAAUUCUGCCAUACAGGGCUACAACGGUACCAUAUUUGCCUAUGGGCAAACUGCAUCAGGAAAAACACAUACUAUGAUGGGCUCUGAAGACUGUGUGGGAGUUAUACCCAGGGCAAUCCAUGACAUUUUCCAAAGGAUUAAGAAGUUUCCUGAGAGAGAAUUUCUCUUACGGGUGUCUUACAUGGAGAUCUACAAUGAAACCAUUACAGAUUUACUCUGUAGUGCCCAAAAAAUGAAACCUUUGAUAAUUCGGGAAGACAUCAACAGAAAUGUAUAUGUUGCUGAUCUUACAGAAGAAGUGGUUUAUACAGCAGAAAUGGCUUUGAAAUGGAUCACAACAGGAGAAAAGAACAGACAUUAUGGAGUAACCAAAAUGAAUCAAAGAAGCAGUCGCUCCCAUACAAUUUUUAGGAUGAUUUUGGAAAGCAGAGAAAAGGGUGAAUCUUCUAACUGUGACGGGUCUAUCAAAGUGUCACAUUUGAAUCUGGUCGAUCUUGCGGGCAGUGAAAGAGCUGCUCAGACAGGAGCUGAAGGUGUGCGACUCAAGGAAGGCUGUAAUAUAAAUCGGAGUUUAUUUAUUUUGGGACAAGUGAUUAAGAAACUUAGUGAUGAACAAGUUGGUGGUUUCAUAAAUUACCGAGAUAGCAAACUGACACGAAUUCUUCAGAAUUCCUUGGGAGGAAAUGCAAAAACCCGCAUCAUCUGCACAAUUACCCCAGCAUCGUUCGAUGAAACCCUAACAACUCUCCAGUUUGCCAGCACUGCUAAAUAUAUGAAGAAUACUCCUUAUGUUAAUGAGGUGUCAAAUGAUGAAGCUCUCUUAAAAAGGUACAGAAAGGAAAUAGUGGAUCUUAAAAAACAAUUGGAGGAGGUAAAUACAAAGACUCGGGCACAGGAAAUGGAAAAAGAUCAGCUGGCCCAGCUUCUGGAUGAAAAAGACUUGCUCCAGAAAGUGCAGGAUGAGAAAAUCCAGAACCUGAAGCGGAUGCUGGUGACAUCAUCUUCUAUUGCAUUGCAGCAGGAGCUAAAGGUUAAAAAGAAACGAAGAGUUACUUGGUGCUAUGGCAAAAGUAGCAAAAUGAAGGAUUCAAACUAUGUAAAUGAAUUUAAAGUUCCACUAAAUGUAACUACAAGGGCACAUAAAACUUCUGUGACUUUUUUGCAAGAAAAUUCUCUGAGAUUGGGAGAGAAUGAUGAAUCACUCUCUGUGGAGUCUGAUAUGUUCAGUAACAGUCUUGAAUCCUUGGCUGAGGUGGAGUGGAAUUCAGCAACAAAGAUGCUAAGCGAGGAAAACUUAGAAAGUGAGUUGACCUCAAUUCAUGCUCAGUACGAUGAUCUAGUAUUGGACUAUGAGCAGCUAAGAAGAGAAAAUGAAGAACUGAAAUUGAAAUUAAAAGAAAAAAAUGACUUAGAGGAAUUUGAAGCUCUCGAAAGAAAAGCAGAGAAAGAUCAGGAGAUGCAACUAAUUCAUGAAAUUUCCAACUUAAAGAAUUUAGUUAAGCAUGCAGAAGUAUAUAAUCAAGAUCUUGAGAACGAACUAAGUUCAAAAGUAGAGCUUCUUAAACAAAAAGAGGAUCAGAUUAAGGACCUGCAGAAAUACAUAGAUGCCCAGAAGUCAGAAAAGAUGAAAAUAGACCUGUCUUACUCAUCGGAACCCACUGAAGACCUAAAGCAGAUGAUGCAGACGCUGUCUGAUAUGGACGCCGUGGCCCUUGAUGCCAAGAGAGAGUCGGCCUUCCUUAGGAGUGAGAACCUGACGCUGAAGGAGAAAGUUAAUGAACUUUCAGAUUCUUGUAAGCAAAUGGAAAAUGACAUCCAGGCCUAUCAACGCCAGCUGGAGGCAAAAAAGAAAAUGCAAGAUGAUCUAGAUAAGGAAUUACAGUUUGCUUUUCAGGAAAUAUCAAAACUCACUGCCCUGGUGGAUGGCAAAGGUUUGCUCUCAAAUUUGGAGCUGGAGAACAGGAUUACUGAUCUCCAACGAGAACUGAAUAAAGAAGUUAAAGAAAAAGAAACUUUGCAAAAAGAAGUUCACUUGCUCUCGGAGUUGAAGUCUUUACCCUCUGAGGUAGAAAUGCUGAGGAGAGAGCUGCAUGAGAAAUCUGAAGAGCUCUGUUUAAGAACCUCAGAAAAGGAAAACUUGUUUUCUGAAGUAGCUCAUAAGGACAGUAGAAUUCAAGCCUUACUUGAAGAAAUUGGAAGGACUAAAGACGACCUUCCAGCUUCCCAGCUGAAUUGCAGAAGCAGAGAGGAAGCAUAUCAAACACUGGAAGCCCUUCACGUGGAACUCGAGCAGAAAUAUGAAGUGGUUCUGGAAGACAAUGAGAAGAUGAAACAGGAAAUAGGAAAUCUCUCUAAAGAAGCAGAAAACCUUGGUUCAAGUUUGGAUUCCUUGAAGGCCGAGCUUUCCCACAAGACUCAAGAGCUUCAGCAGAAAACAAGCGAGAGUCAGGAGAGGUCAGAUAAAAUGGACGAGCUGAGAACGCAGUUAGAACACAGAGAGUCCAGCCUGCAGUCUGCAGAGAAGGAGAGAGCACUGCUCACUGAGAGGCUUCAGCAAACCUUGGAAGAAGUAAGAGUCUUAACCCAAGAAAAGGAAGACCUAAAACAACUCCAAACCAGCCUGCAGAUGGAGAGGGACCAACUGAGAAGUGACAUUCAGGACACCGUAAACAUGAACGUAGAGACUCAAGAACAGUUACUAAAUGCUCUUGAGUCUUUGAAACAACACCAAGAAACAAUUAACAUACUGAAAAUGAAAGCUGCUGAGGAGAUGUCCAAGAAUUUGCAUAUGGAGGACAGUGGUGGAAGUAGAGACGAAGUUGAGCGGAAGGUUGAUGGCAUAGAUGAAGAACAGAAUCUACUGGCUGGAAAUGCCCAAACAUUGGUUUCAGGUGGUAACGAUAAUGGGGUAACGGAUGAACAGAGGAAAAUACAUUCUUUAAUGCAGGAGAAUAGUGGACUCCAACAAACAGUGGAAAGUCUUAUUGCAGAAAAGGAGCAAUUGAAAAUGGACCUGAAGGAAAAUAUCGAAAUGACUAUUGAAAACCAGGAGGAAUUAAGAAUUCUUAGAGAUGAACUCAAAAGGCAACAAGAGUUAGCUGCACGGGAAAAAGACGAAGCCUCCAAGAAGAGCGACGAGCUCUCCAGGGCGUGUGGGAGAUUGGCAGAGGUAGAAGAAGAGUUAGAGGAAAAGAACCAGAAACUGCAAGAAAAGCAGCAACUCCUUGUCAGUGCAGAGGAAGAUGUGAGUAAGAUGCAGGAAAGGCUGACUGAAGUGGAGAGUCUAAAGGACCAGCUCAGGAGCCAAGGACUGGCGUUGGAGCGCAUGGAAACAGAGAGACUUGAGUUGUCUCAGAAACUUCAGGAAAACUGUGAGAAGUUGAAAUCUCUAACCAAAGAAAGAAAUGAUCUAAAGGAAUUGCAGGAAUCAUUUGAAAUAGAAAGAAGACAGCUUGCAGAAUAUGCAAGAGAAAUCAAAGCUACAGGCCUACAAACAGAAGGACUAAGCAUUGCUCACACACAUCUGAAAGAGCACCAAGAAAUCACUGACGAGCUAAGAAGCAUUUCUGAGAAAGAAGCUCAGGGAGCAAGCGCUCAGGACACAGAAAAAUCCAAUAUCAAAUCGCAAGAAAAGCUUCGAGAACAAGAGCUCCUUCCUAUUUUGAACGAAGUCAAGGAGAUUCCAGGAAAAGUGGAUGAACUGGAGCCAUUGGAAGAACACUCCAGAACAACUGGUUCAGAGCCACCAGAAAGCAUAGAGAGGCUUGGGCUGACUGAGAAGCUUCAAGAAAGUCAGAAAGAGAUCAGAUGUCUCGCUGAAGAGAGGGACGACUUGAAAAUGAUGCUAGAAACACUUCGUGUCGAAUGUGCCCAGCUGAAAGAAGAUGCCAGAAAAACUUUGGCUAAACAUCUAGAAACUGAAGAGGAGCUUAACGUUGCUCGUUGUUGCCUGGAAGAGCAAGAGAAAACAAAUGACACGCUAAGGGCGGGCCUCUCCCAGAAGGAGACCGAGCUGUCGGGUAUCCGUGCACAGCUAGAGUCGACCACUGAUGAACUAGAGAGAAAGGUUCAAGAACUCUGUGAGAAACAGGAACAACUAAAUAUAAAAGAAACUAAUGAGGCGCAAGCGAAAAUGAAUGAGCUAGACGAAGUCAAGGCGCUUCUCCUCGCCAAGGACUCAGCACUGCAGAGGCUGGAGAGUGACAGGCUCCAGCUGACUGCAGAGCUAGAAGGAAGUCAGGAGGAAGUGAGGACUCUAACCAAGGAAAGAGAUGAGCUGAAGAGAGCACAGGAGGCUCUUCGUGUGGAAAGCGAACAGCAGAGAGAAGCCAUGAAAGAAAUUGGUGCUAAGCUCCAAGAACUUGAGGACAGAGAGCAUGAAUGCCUAGCGAUGAAGACGGUCAGUGAGACUCAAGGAAGCGGACAUGAAGUGGAAUGCUUGACCAAGCAGCUGAACGCCCAGAACGCAGCUCUGGAGAGGGUGGAAAUGCAGAAUGUAACCUUGACUCAGAGGCUUCAUGCAACCCUUGACGAAAUGGGAUCUGUAACAAAAGAAAGAGAUGAGCUUAGGAGUAUGGAAGAGCGCCUCACCGUAGAGAGAGACCAGCUGGAGGAGAACCUUAAAGAGACAGUAACUAGAGGUCUGGAAAAAGAAGAGGAGCUGAGAGUUGCUCGUGUGCACCUGCAAGAGCACCAGGAGACUAUCAGCAAGCUCAGGGAGAGUGUGUCUGAUAAGGUAGAUGAACUAUCAUGUAUCCAAGGGGACUUGGUACACACGCAUGCUGUUCUAGAAGCUAAGAGCCAAGAACUCCAGGAAAAAGCACGUCAACUUUCUCAGGUACAAGCUGAGCUCGGGGAAAGGAUGGAUCAGAUGGAGCAAUUGAAGAAGCAGCUAGGAUCCCAGAGCUCAACUCUGGAGAACAUAGAAAUAGAGAAGUUAAAGUUGACUCAGCAAGUUUAUGAAAACCUUGAAGAAAUAAGAAUUGUCACCAAGGAAAAUGAUGACCUCAAAAUUAUGGAUGAAGCCCUCAGAGUAGAGCGAGACCAACUGAAGAAAAGUCUUCAACAAAUGGAAGCAAGUGAUCUGGAAAAGCAAGAGAAACUAAGAAUUGCUCACAUGGAUCUGAAGGAGCACCAAGAAACCAUUGAUAGACUCAGAGGCAGUGUGUCCAAGAAGACAGAUGAAGUAUCAAAUAUGAAAAUGGAAUUAGAAAAUGCAAAUACUAAAUUACAGGAAAAGAUUCAAGAACUUAAGGCAAAUGAACUUCAACUUCUUACAUUAAAAGGAGAGGCCACUGAAACACAAAAGCAACUCAAGCAGCAGGGCUUAACUCUGAGUAAGAUAGAGAUGGAGAAUUUAAAUCUGGCCCAGAAGCUUCACGAAAAUCUUGAAGAAAUGAAAUCUGUAAUAAAAGAAAGAGAUAAUCUAAAGAGAAUGGAGGAAAUGCUCAAGAUGGAGAGAGACCAGCUCAAGGAGAACCUAAGGGACAGCAUGCGUAAGGACCAUCAGAACCAUAAAGAGAUAGUAAAACAUGCAAAGGAGUUACUGUGUGAUGGAGAACAACAUGGAACAAGAAAGCUUCAAGAAAAGUGCCUCAGGAUAAAAGAGCUCCUGAAAAGAUACUCAGAGAUGGGUAAUGAUUAUGAGUGCUUGAGUCGGCUCUCUCUUGACUUGGAGAAGGAAACUAAAACCCAAAAAGAGCUGGUGAUUUCUAUAAAAGCAAAGCUUUCACUUCCAUACCCACAAACCAAAGAGAUUGAAAAGCUUUUUACUGCAAAUCAGAGAUGUUUCAUGGAAUUCCACAGAAUCCUGAAGAAACUUAAGUACGUGCUGAGCCACAUUACAAAGAUAAAGGAAGAGCAACACGAGUUCAUCAAUAAAUUUGAAGUGGCUUUUAUCCAGGAAGUGGAAAAGCAGAAUGAACUGUGGACUAAAAUACAGAGCUUUCAACAUGCUUAUGAUCUUCCAUCCAAAGACUUAGAGAACCUCAGACUGAGCCAGGAUAUGGACCUCCAUAUUGAGGAAAUUCUCAAGGACUUUUCAGAAAAUGACUUCCCCACCAUCAAAACUGAAUUCCAGCAAGUACUAAGUAAUAGGAAAGAAAUGACUCGGUUUCUGAAAAAGUGGCUGAAUACUCCUUUUGAUACAGAGCAGCUUAAAAGUGGCAUCCAAGAGGAAAACAACAGCGUUAGCCAGAUGAAUAACUUCUACAAUACCAAAAUAACCGCCAUGAUAAACAAAUUCACAGACUUUGAGGAAGGAAAUGCCACAAGAUCCAAAGAAUUGGAACAUUACCUGAAAUCGCUGAAAGAGAAAACUGAACAACUAUCUAGAGACUGCCAGACUUUGACCACCUCCCAGGCCGCUGCCCAUGCUUAUCCUACUACACACCCUUUCCCACGGGAUAGCAAAAGUCCUCAUGCUGCAUCAGUCAGUGACCAACUAGCAUCAGAGGACAAAGUUGCUUUAGGAGCUGUGCCUUAUAAGGAAGAAAUUGAGGAUCUCAAAAUGCAGCUGGUGAAAAUUGACCUAGAAAAGAAGGAAAAUGCCAAGGAAUUUGAGAAGGAAAUUCUUUCUACAAAAGCCACUGUUGACCAUCAGAAAGAAGUGAUAAGGCUGCUGAGGGAAAACCUCAGAAGAAACCAACAGGCCCAGGAUACCUCAAUUAUAUCAGAGCCGAGCUCUCAGCUUUCCAGUAAACCCUUAACCUGUGGAGGUGGCAGCGGGAUUGUACAAAACACAAAAGCUCUUAUUCUGAAAAGUGAAUAUGUAAGGAUGGAAAAUGAAAUUUCUAAGCUAAAGCAGCAAAAUGAACAGCUAAUAAAGCAAAAGAAUCAAUUAUUAAGUGCUAAGUCUCAGCUCUCCAAGGAGUUUAAAGCCUGGAAGGAAAGGACCCUUGCAAGAGACACCUACAGAGAAGCAGCUCAUGAGACCUUGCCAAAGUCCCCGAAAGUGACUGGGACAGAGUCUAAAAGGAGACAGAACACACCUUCUCAAUGCAGGGAACGGAAUUUCCAGGACCCUGUGCCAAAAGACUCACCAAAAUCUUGGUUUUUUGAUAACCGGUCAAAGUCUCUACCAGCACCUCCUCCGAUUCGCUAUUUUGAUAACUCCAGUUUAGGACUCUGCCCAGAGGAACCAGCUGCAGAAGUAGAGAAUGUGGAUCCCAAGGCAGACUUCCGUCAGCCCUCCUUGGGGAAAGAUGUGCCUGAGUGCAAAAUGCAGUAGCCGGCCGACCCACCCAUAGCAUCCUUCAGAGUGGCCUUCUUCGUGUGUCUGCCCUGACCUGACAGUGAUGUAAU
Molecule: messenger RNA, 7511 nt
Organism: Arvicola amphibius (Eurasian water vole)
Lineage: Eukaryota; Metazoa; Chordata; Mammalia; Rodentia; Cricetidae
Gene: Cenpe
Product: centromere protein E
Exons: 46
Coding region: 1-7437 (2478 amino acids)
Biological process (GO): microtubule-based movement; mitotic cell cycle
Cellular component (GO): microtubule
Molecular function (GO): plus-end-directed microtubule motor activity; ATP binding; microtubule binding
Source: RefSeq, a predicted model, not a curated record